This is a messenger RNA of Salvia splendens (bonfire salvia), 746 nucleotides long. Its product is annotated as probable calcium-binding protein CML44. Lineage: Eukaryota; Viridiplantae; Streptophyta; Magnoliopsida; Lamiales; Lamiaceae. The record is from RefSeq and is a predicted model, not a curated record. The coding region runs from base 67 to 525 and encodes 152 amino acids. Gene Ontology annotation, molecular function: calcium ion binding. The transcript has a single exon.
UUCAAUCAAUCAAACGAGAAUCUUCUUCUGAUUUGUUCUUCUUCAAUUACAUUUACUGAUUUACAUAUGUCUCCAAUCAGCUCAGACGAUCUCCACAGAAUCUUCAAAAACUUGGACAAGAAAAACAAAGGAGUAGUCGGCAUUGAGGAGCUGCACCACCUCCUCCACCAAAUCGGCAUCCACACCGCUCCCGAUGAGCUCCAGAAGCUCGUCGGCCGGGAGAGCCUCGACUACAUCGAGUUCCUCUUCUUCUAUGAGGCCAUGGUCAAGGCCCGCACAUCAGAACACGAACAUGAACAAGACCUGCUGAAGGCGUUUGAGGUCUUCGACCUGAAUGGGGACGGCUACAUUUCCGGCGAGGAGCUGCAGAGCGUCCUCUCCCGGUUGGGGUUACUCGAGAAGAGCGGCGACGACUGUAAGGACAUGAUCAGCGUUUACGACCGUAACUCCGAUGGGGUUUUGGAUUUUCAUGAGUUCAAGAAUAUGAUGUUGGUUUCUCCCACUUCUGAUCCUGAUCAUGUGUAAGUUUUCUGGGCGAAUGCAGAAAAAAAAAUAUACGAAUUUUUGUUUGGUAAAGGUAUUUUUUUCAGGUGACAUGCACAAAAUUGAAUGUUUUUUUUGUCUAACCCUAUAUUGUUACUUAGUACUUAGGAUUGAUAUUGAGAUUGGGUGUGUAUAUUUGUUGUGUUGGGAUUUAUGUACAAUGAUGAGCAUUAUUACAUUUAUAUUGUCCUGUUUUUGGACAG